UGAGCGGACGCCCCUCCUCUGGGGCGGGUCCGGCGGGAGGUGACUUCGGAAACAUGGCCGAGUAUACGAGGCUGCAAAACCGUCUGGCGCUGAUCCGCCUCCGAAACCCCCCGGUCAACGCGAUCAGUGUGGCUGUACUCCAUGGAAUAAAAGAGGGACUGCAGAAAGCUAUAACAGACCGUACAGUAAAAGCCAUUGUGAUUUGUGGAUCAAAUGGCAAAUUCUGUGCAGGGGCUGAUAUCCGUGGCUUCAGUGCUCCUAGAACCUACAACUUCACAUUGGGACAUUUAGUAGAUGAAAUGCAGAGAAAUGAGAAGCCUGUGGUGGCAGCUAUUGAAGGCGUGGCUCUAGGAGGGGGACUGGAGUUGGCCCUGGGCUGUCACUAUAGGAUUGCCCAUGCAGAGGCUCAAGUUGCCUUCCCAGAAGUUUUGCUAGGAAUCAUUCCUGGUGCAAGAGGUACCCAGCUUCUUCCCAGACUCAUUGGAGUUCCUGCUGCACUUGACUUAAUUACCACAGGAAGAUAUGUUUUGGCAGAUGAAGCACUCAAGCUGGGUAUUCUAGAUGAAAUUGUGAACUCAAACCUGGUUGAAGAAGCAAUCAAAUUAGCCCAGAGAGUUUCAGACCAAUCUCUAGAAUCCCGUAGACUCUGCAACAGGCCAAUUCAGAGCUUGCCCAACAUGGAAAGCAUUUUCAGUGAAGCCCUUUUGAAGAUACGGAAGCAGUACCCUGGGCUUCUUUCUCAGGAGACUUGUGUCCAUGCCGUCCAGGCUGCUGUGAAGUAUCCCUAUGAGGUGGGCAUCAAGAAGGAGGAGGAGCUGUCCAUGUACGUUCAGAAAUCAGAGCAGGCUAGAGCCCUGCAAUAUGCCUUCUUGGCUGAGAGGAAGGCAACUAAGUGGUCAGGUCCCUCUGGAGCAUCCUGGAAAACAGCAUCUGCACAACCCAUCUCCUCAGCUGGCGUUCUUGGCCUGGGAACAAUGGGCCGAGGUAUUGUUGUUUCUCUUGCAAAGGCCAAGAUCCCUGUGAUUGCUGUAGAAUCAGACAAGAAGCAACUAGAGGCUGCUAACAAGAUAAUAGCCACUCUUUUGGAAAAGGAAGCAUCUGAAAUGCAACAGGGUGGCCACCCUUGGUCAGGACCAAAACCAAGGUUAACUACAUCUAUAAAGGAGCUGGGUGGUGUAGAUUUAGUCAUUGAAGCAGUAUCCGAGGAAAUGAACCUGAAGAAGCAGGUUUUUGCUGAACUGUCAGCCAUAUGCAAGCCAGGAGCUUUUUUGUGCACCAAUACUUCAGCCCUGGACAUUGAUGAGAUUGCAUCUUCUACAGGUCAUCCUCAUUUGGUCAUUGGCACCCAUUUCUUCUCACCAGCUCAUGUUACAAAGUUGUUAGAGGUUAUUCCAAGCCAAUACUCUUCUCCUACUACCAUUGCCACUAUUAUGGACUUAUCAAAAAAGUUGAAAAAAGUUGGGGUAGUUGUAGGCAACUGUUUUGGAUUUGUUGGGAAUCGAAUGUUGGUACCUUAUUACAAUCAGGCAUAUUUUUUAUUAGAAGAAGGCAGUAAGCCAGAGGAGAUAGAUCAGGUGCUGGAAGAAUUUGGAUUCAAAAUGGGACCUUUUAGAGUGUCUGAUCUUUCUGGGUUGGAUGUGGGUUGGAAAUCUCGAAAAGGGCAAGGUCUUACUGGACCUACAUUGCCUCCAGGAACUCCUGCCCGAAAGCGAGGCAACAGGAGAUAUUGCCCAAUUCCUGAUAUGCUCUGUGAAUCAGGACGAUUUGGCCAGAAGACAGGUAAGGGCUGGUACCAAUAUGAUAAGCCAUUGGGUAGGAUUCACACACCUGAUCCCUGGCUUUCCAAAUUUCUGUCACAGUACAGAGAAACCUAUCACAUUGAACCACGGAACAUCAGUCAGGAUGAGAUCCUUGAACGCUGCUUAUAUUCACUCAUCAAUGAAGCAUUCCGUAUCUUGGGAGAUGAGAUAGCUGCUACCCCAGAGCACAUUGAUGCUAUCUAUUUACAUGGGUAUGGAUGGCCAAGGCACAGGGGUGGGCCCAUGUUCUAUGCUUCCACAGUUGGGUUGCCCACAGUGCUAGAGAAGUUGCAGAAAUAUUUCAGGCAGAAUCUUGAUAUUCCACAACUGGAACCUUGUGACUAUCUGAAAAAAUUGGCUUCCCAGGGAAACCCUCCUCUGGACGAAUGGAAAACCUUGGCAGGACCCUCCGGCAGUAAACUGUAAUUCAGCCUUCUAGGUUAUGCCUCACAUGCUGGCAUCAGGUAGUGCUCACUAAAUUUCAUUGAAAUUCAAUCCAAAGAUUCAAAGUAAGAGUGUUCUGAAAUACACAGCAAAAGGAAUAAUUGGCCAACUAAACCUCCUCUUUUGAUCUUCUAUCUGAUGAUUCUAAUGGGCCAAAUCUUUAGGAAUGUGCUUCUUAUGCCUCUGAAUCUGUCCCUGUCAGAUAAAUUAUUUCAAUCCCAGUGAAUAAACUUGUGGUAAUACCCUAACAGCUAUGGAGAGAGCCUCAGAAAUAAGUUGAUGUUUCCAAGUAAAACAUUUUAUUCAUGGUCAUAGAGAAUGUCAUCAAUUAAUUACUGAUAAAUGCAAUGUCAUAAAUUCAUUUUGACCCCUUUUAACCUUACACACAGCACUGAUGGGAAAUCUUAUGGAUCCUUCAUUCAACAAACAUUCAUUGUGUACCUCCUGAGCAUCAUGCGCAGCACUGGCAGACCUAGAGUCCAGAGGAGCAUUAACCCAGCAUAGAAGCCUGUGAUGAAGUUCAGUCCACAGCCUCAGAGGUGGAGCGGAGGUAGAUGGCAGAGUAGAGUCAGCAGGGAGGGUCUCUGUGACUGAGCAUGGGAAGUUACUCGAAGAGAGGCAGGGUAUUAAAGGCAGAACAGUAUUACAGCUGUAGGCAAAACAGUUGGGAACUGGUGAGGGAGCCAAGUAUUUAGACUAGAAUGGGAAAUCAGAGUAUUUUGGCAAGUCAUGCUCAACAUACCGCCUCUGUUCAAGGCCCAGUCAAUGUGCACAGUUGUGCUUUCUUCUGGCCGGGGGGCUCAGUAAUGUUGAUAAUAAUUUCCUCAAGACCAGGGAGUGUCUACAACCUGGCCCUUCUUUAUUCUUCUGUUCCUGAAGAAAUAAUAGAAAGUAGUAAGUCGUUGUCUUAGUGUAAGAAGAUCUUAGAGUUACUUAGGGUUCUAAUUUCCUCUGAUUCUGUGAUAGAGAAAUGAUGCCAGUUUCUUUGUCAUGAUAAGCCUUUGUGAUGUUGAGUAUGGAAAUGGUGGAAUCUUGAAAAAAAUCUAAAAUUAUUGCAAAAAAAUUUUAUAUAAUUGUAUAAUAAUUAUAAGAGUUCUCUUUUUACUUUUCGUGUGAUUGAAAGUUGAGGGGCUGGUCAUCACGAAAACUUGGAAACAUGUUUUUAUCAGGGUUAUUCAUAAUAGUCUCAUAUUAGAAACAACCUAAAUCUGUGUCAGCCUAUGAAUGGAUAAACAGUGUUUGUAUAUAAUAUACAAAAGAAUAUUGGCCAUAAAAAUAACUGAAAUGCUGAUACAUACUACAACAUGAUGAACCUUGAAAAUAUUAUGAUAAAUGAAUGAAACCAGUUGCCAAAGGCCACAUAUUGUAAUGGGCAUAUGAAAUGUCCAGAAAAGGCAAAAAUCUAUAGAGACAGAAAGCAGGAUAGAGGUUGCCUAAGGCUGGGGUGAUUGAGGGGUGGAAAAUGCAGAAUGACUGCUAGUGGGUACGGGGUUUCUUUUUCGAUUGAUAGAAAUGUUUUGAAAUUAUUGUGGUGAUGGUUACAAAACUCUUUGAAUCUACCAAGAAUCAUUGAACUGUACAUUUGAAAUGGGUGAAUUGUAUGGUAUGUGAAUUAUAUCUCAAUAAGGUUGUUAAUAAGUAAAUAAAUAAACAAAUGGGGACAAUUUGUUGUCUUUUGGUGUAAUACAAUAAACUAUUUUCACAAUAUUUUCACCAGCGAACCCAAACAAAAUUAUAUAAAGUUCUGAUAGAGAAAUCCUGAAUGAAUAUGGUAUAAGUUUUCCAUUGUAAAAAACAAACAGACAAAAGCUACCUAGAAUAUGCCUUGAAUUGUAGUUAAAUCGAGAAUAAUUUUUGAGAGGUAUAUUGCUGGGUUUUAUUAUAAAUUAAUCCGUGAAAUUAAAGACAUCAGUAAUGUAGUAA
This is a messenger RNA of Manis pentadactyla (Chinese pangolin), 4166 nucleotides long. RefSeq names its product enoyl-CoA hydratase and 3-hydroxyacyl CoA dehydrogenase (gene EHHADH). The coding region runs from base 54 to 2225 and encodes 723 amino acids. Gene Ontology annotation, biological process: fatty acid beta-oxidation. Lineage: Eukaryota; Metazoa; Chordata; Mammalia; Pholidota; Manidae. Gene Ontology annotation, molecular function: (3S)-3-hydroxyacyl-CoA dehydrogenase (NAD+) activity; NAD+ binding. Gene Ontology annotation, cellular component: peroxisome. The record is from RefSeq and is a predicted model, not a curated record. The transcript has 7 exons.